ACCUCCAUCCUCCUUAAACCCUUUCUGCAAUUUCCUCAUCAUUCUGUUGCUGUCCUGCACAUAAGUUUCUCUCAUUUCUCUUCCCCAUAAUGAAACCUCCAAGAGGAACACUGUCUUGGCCCAUCAUUUUUGCAGCAACAUGUACUCUUGUCUUCAUAGCCAUCUUUUAUGCAGAGAUAUUCAGUUCUUUCUCCUCCAGUUCCUUGUUCAAGUUCAAAUGCUGUCAUAAAAGGAAAACCACCCCAAAAUCUAGUGAUAAAAAAGCAGAGGAGAUAGGGCAUGCCUCGCUAACAGAUGAUAGAUUCGAGUUUGAUGCGGAAGAAUGCAAUGUUGCAAAUGGGAAAUGGGUAUUUAACAGGUCAAUAAAGCCUUUAUACUCAGACAGAAGCUGCCCAUAUGUUGAUAGACAGUUUUCUUGUGCCAAGAAUGGAAGACCAGAUUCUCGGUAUCUCCACUGGGAGUGGCAGCCAGAGGAUUGUAGCAUCCCUAGAUUUAAUCCAAAGCUUGCCCUCAAGAAGCUGCGAGGAAAGAGGCUACUAUUUGUUGGGGAUUCACUACAGAGAAAUCAAUGGGAAUCUCUUGUGUGCAUGGUCGAAUGGAUCAUUCCUUAUAAUCAGAAAUCCAUGAAACUCGACCGUAUCCAUCCAGUCUUCACAGCCAAGAAAUACAAUGCUUCUAUUGAGUUCUACUGGGCCCCAUAUCUUGUGAAUUCCAACACAGAUAUCAAUAUAAUAGGUGAUCCCAAGAAGAGGAUAAUAAAAGUAGAUUCAAUCACAGAGCGUGCCAAAAACUGGACUGGAGUCGAUAUCCUGGUUUUCAACACCUACGUUUGGUGGAUGAGUGGUGUCAGAAUUAAAUCCUUAUGGGGCUCAUUUUCCAAUGGAGAAGAAGGGUAUGAAGAAUUGGAUGCACCAGUGGCUUACAAGAUUGCUUUAAAGACGUGGGCCAACUGGGUAGACUCAACCAUUGAUCCAAACAGAACCAGGGUCUUCUUUACAACUAUGUCCCCUACACACACAAGAAGUCAAGACUGGGGCAGCAAGGAAGGAUUAAGAUGCUUCAACGAAACAAAACCAGUAAUGAAGAAGAAGUACUGGGGAAGUGGUUCUGAUAAGACCAUAAUGAGUGUGGUAGCCAAAGUGUUGAAGAAGAUGAAAGUUCCUGUACAAAUCAUCAACAUCACACAGAUAUCAGAGUACAGGAUCGAUGGUCACUCCUCAGUAUACACCGAAAAUGGAGGAAAACUGUUAACGGACGAGGAAAGAGCUGACCCCAAUAAUGCCGAUUGCAUUCAUUGGUGUUUGCCUGGGGUCCCAGAUACUUGGAAUCAAAUAUUUUUGGCAAUGUUAUAAUAAAUACGUAAAUAAGAUCUGUUCUCUCCCCCUCUCUCUCUUUCAAAGAGAAUUUCAGUAAUUUAUGCGUGCCAAUAUUCAUAAACAAACAGAUCCACCACAGAUGGUAAAAUACCAGAAUGAAUGAAGAUUACUGAA
Prosopis cineraria is the source of this 1490-nucleotide messenger RNA. RefSeq names its product protein trichome birefringence-like 3. The coding region runs from base 90 to 1352 and encodes 420 amino acids. Gene Ontology annotation, cellular component: Golgi apparatus. The transcript is spliced from 6 exons. Lineage: Eukaryota; Viridiplantae; Streptophyta; Magnoliopsida; Fabales; Fabaceae. The record is from RefSeq and is a predicted model, not a curated record. Gene Ontology annotation, molecular function: O-acetyltransferase activity.